Messenger RNA from Prosopis cineraria, 1497 nucleotides. Its product is annotated as nudix hydrolase 19, chloroplastic-like. Lineage: Eukaryota; Viridiplantae; Streptophyta; Magnoliopsida; Fabales; Fabaceae. Gene Ontology annotation, biological process: NAD+ catabolic process; NADP+ catabolic process. Gene Ontology annotation, cellular component: cytosol. The record is from RefSeq and is a predicted model, not a curated record. Gene Ontology annotation, molecular function: metal ion binding; NADH pyrophosphatase activity.
AAGUGCAUUUCUAAGUCGAUAAUUCUCACGUGUAACAGCUUCCCGUACCGUACCCUCUCCUAUCUCCCUGAUCCGCCCUUCCUAAGGCCUCUUAUCAAGCCUUAUCUCUAACUCCAUAAUUCUCACAUAUAGCAGGCUCCCCGACCACCAUGUCCAUCAACUUACAGUCCCACGUUUUCGCUGGCAACCCUCUAACAUCCAAAUUUUCAAAUCCGGGCAAUCCGUUUUCACCCACGACUUUUAUUGAAACCAUUAAAGCCAGACUAUUGGACAAUACCCAAUCUGCAUCCUCUCCUAAUUUCAAGGUUUUGCCUUUCAGUUGCGGGAGGCCCUUGGCCUCUUCAACUUCUGUUUCCGGCGAAUUGCCGCCGGUUUGGAAUCUGGGUUGGAUCAGUUUGGAUGAUCUCAUCGGGCUCUUUGAAAGUAUUAGUGUUCAAUUGAGCGGAGACCAGUUUGUAUACCUGGGUUCGCGCGUUGAUGACGACGUCGUUUACGGGGCAAUCGAUGUUUCUGCUGAGCACGGCCUGGUGCCUUUAUUAAGGAGCAAGCAGUUUUGUUUUGCGGAGCUUCGAACGCUCAUGGUGGCCACUAAUUGGGCGGACUUGCAAGCAAUGGGGAACUUGGCUAUUGCCGGUCAUGCGAGGGCGCUGCUGGAAUGGCAUAAAUUAUCACGUUUUUGUGGACAUUGUGGAGAGAAAACGUUGCCUAUUGAUGCCGGGAGGCGGAAGCAAUGUUCAAAUGAAUCUUGCUGGAAAAAGAUAUAUCCACGAGUUGACCCGGUGGUCAUUAUGUUAGUCAUUGAUCAAGAAAAUGACCGUGCCCUUUUGAGUAAACAAUCAAGAUUUGUACCAAGAAUGUGGAGCUGCUUAGCAGGUUUUAUAGAGCCAGGAGAAAGUUUAGAGGAGGCUGUGAGAAGAGAAACAUGGGAGGAGACUGGUAUUGAAGUGGGAGAAGUUGUGUAUCACAGUUCUCAGCCCUGGCCUGUUGGACCAAACAGCAUGCCAUGCCAACUUAUGAUCGGAUUCUUUGCAUACGCGAAAUCUCUUGAAAUAAAUGUGGACAAGAAUGAGUUAGAAGAUGCUGAGUGGCACAGUAGAGAAAAUGUAAGAAAAGCUUUGACGUAUGCAGAGUACAAGAAGGCCCAAAGAACGGCAGCUUCUAAGGUAGAACAAAUGUGCAAGGGAGUGGAAAAGAAUCAGAACUUGGCUGCAGAUUUCAACGUGGAAAGUGGUGAACUUGCUCCUAUGUUUGUUCCUGGACCCUUCGCAAUAGCCCAUCACCAUUCCUCUUGGGCAUUUCGUGAUCCUGAUAAUUCAAAACAACCUAGUGGCUCUUUGUCAAAUUUAUAGGAAGCAAGAGAGAUUUCGAUCCAAAGCCUUAUUUAUUACUAUGGUGCAUCAAAAGAAGCGUGAGACUGAGCUAUUUGGCCACUUUUGCUCGCCGAAUUAUCGUGAAGAGUCUGCGCUCGUCCAAUUGAAAAAUCUCUUGAUUUGGUGG